CCAAAAUCUCAGCUCGGACGCAAACCGCCGCAUCGCUAACAAAAAUAUUUACAAAUUUUCAUUGCCUUACUUUUACCCAAUAGAUUUUAGAGCAAUUGCCAUCCCAGCGCAACCAUGACGAUGCGACCUGAUGACCACCGAAGGAAAUGGGACAAGAACGAGUACGAGAAGCUGGCGGCGGAGCGGCUGCUCAACCAGGUGGCACCCAAGGAAGAAGAGCCCGUACAGCGGGAGAACCUCAAGCGACGCGACUACAAGGUGGACCUGGAUAGCAAGCUGGGCAAGAGCGUUGUCAUCAACAAGAACACACCCACCUCGCAAUCCGGUGGCUAUUACUGCAACGUUUGCGACUGCGUGGUCAAGGACUCCAUCAACUUCCUGGACCACAUCAAUGGCAAGAAGCACCAGCGCAAUCUGGGCAUGUCCAUGAAGGUGGAGCGGAGCACCGUCGACCAGGUGAAGGAGCGCUUCCAGCAGAACAAGAAGAAGAUGGAGGAGAAGCAGAAGGACUACGAGCUCGAGCGCCGCCUGCGGGAGGCCAAGGAGGAGGAGGAUCGCUACAAGGAACACCGCAAGGAGAAGCGGAAAGAGCGGAAGCGCAAGGCCGAGGACACGGACUUCGAGUCCGGCGGCAUGCCCGACGACAUGGUCGCCAUCAUGGGCUUCUCCGGCUUCGGUGGAUCAAAGAAGAACUCGUAGGAACUAAGUGUUGAACUGCCCCUCCCCUCCAAUUUUAGCUGUACCGUGAAAUAGAAACUAACCAAAAGACGA
Molecule: messenger RNA, 771 nt
Organism: Drosophila mauritiana
Lineage: Eukaryota; Metazoa; Arthropoda; Insecta; Diptera; Drosophilidae
Product: zinc finger matrin-type protein 2
Exons: 2
Coding region: 115-699 (194 amino acids)
Biological process (GO): mRNA splicing, via spliceosome
Cellular component (GO): spliceosomal complex; U4/U6 x U5 tri-snRNP complex
Molecular function (GO): nucleic acid binding; zinc ion binding
Source: RefSeq, a predicted model, not a curated record